This is a messenger RNA of Ruditapes philippinarum (Manila clam), 3746 nucleotides long. Its product is annotated as neurofilament heavy polypeptide-like. The record is from RefSeq and is a predicted model, not a curated record. Bases 572 to 2125 code for a protein of 517 amino acids. NCBI's taxonomy places the organism in Eukaryota, Metazoa, Mollusca, Bivalvia, Venerida, Veneridae. The transcript is spliced from 7 exons.
UAAUCGCCUCACUCUUCAUAGAGCAUAAUCGCGAUGAAACUAAAACUAUGUACAUGCGCAGCAAUUGGUUUCCUCUUUACAGUUAAAAUUGUCUAUUUACAUCUUCUUAAAAACUGGUAAAAACUGGCAAUGUGUCUAGUUGAUGGUGAAUGAGGAUGAUGGUGGCCGGAAAGAAGCUGUUCUGGUACACACAGAUUUCUUACAAGUGAGCUGGAUGAGUUGUUGUGGGUUGCCUCUUGAUGUUCUUGCAUUACGUAGCGGGGGAUCUGAUGUGACAUCUACAAGGUUAUGCUUGAUCUUGUAGAGCAUGGUGCUGCUCUUCUUUGGACCAUCUCUAGUUCGUUGAUGUGGCUGUCAGCAGCAGGUGACCAUACAGAGGAGGCAUACUCGACGCUUGACCGUACGUAGGUGUUGUAGGCUUUGGCUUCUGGUGGGCUUGACAGGAUGAUUCGGCGCAGGAAAGCUAUAAUAUCUAGAAUAGACCUGGCACCAGUGGAGUUGUCGUAAGGUGACGCAGUCCUUGUUUUUGGAUUCUACAUUCUAACAUCCUUAACUCUAUUUUACUCGAAAGAUGGCAGAGUCAGAAACUAUGAGGUUUGGAAAGACAUUAAGUUCACAGCCUAGCACAUCAGGACUUGUGAAUAUUGUACACAAGAAAUCUUCUGAAAAUGUACUGACAACAAAAGAAAAGACAUUGACAGAUGACGUCUUACCAGAGAAAGAGCGUAUUUGGAAGGCAGACAAUAUUGACAAGCCGGCUGAAUUGGAUAAUGAGCUAUGUGGCACCAUUCUUAAAGUCAGACCCGAGGAUGUAGAGGAGGAUGCUCGGCCAACACUUGGUGAUACUCAACCAGUAGAGGAGGAUGCUCGGCCAACACUUGGUGAUACUCAACCAGUAGAGGAGGAUGCUCGGCCAACACUUGGUGAUACUCAACCAGUAGAGGAGGAUGCUCGGCCAACACUUGGUGAUACUCAACCAGUAGAGGAGGCUGCUCCGCCAACACUUGGUGAUACUCAAACAGUAGAGGAGGCUGCUCGGCCAACACUUGGUGAUACUCAAACAGUAGAGGAGGAUGCUCGGCCAACACUGGUAGAGGAGGCUGCUCGACCAACACUGGGUGAUACUCAUACAAUCGAGGAGGCUGCUCGACCAAUACUUGGUGAUGCUAAACCUGUACAGGCGGAUGCUCGGUCAACACUUGGUGCUACUCAACCAGUAGGGGAGAAUGCUCGGCCAACACUGAAAAAUCCCCUCUCUGAUAAAGUGUUACCCCCAAGAGAGAAACGGGUAACACGCCUCUUAAGAGAGAGUAAUGUUCAACCAGCAAAAGAGGAUAUUCAACCAGAAAAGCGUAUUCCUCAACCAGCAAGCAUGUUCCUCGACCAGCAGAGCAUGUUUCUCAACCAGCAGAUGUUCCUCAACCAGCAGAACAUGCUAUUCAACCAACAGAGAAUGUUCCUCAACUGGCAGAAUGUGUGCUUGAACCAGCAGAGCAUGUUGCUCAACCGGCAGUGUGUGCCUCAACCAGCAGAGCCUAUUCCUCAACUAGUAGAGCGUGUUCCUCAGCCAGCAGAGCAUGUUCCUCAACCAGCAAAGCCUUGUUCUCAACUAGCAGAGCCUAUUCCUCAACCAGUAGAGUGUGUUCCUCAAACAGCUGAGCAUGUUCCUCAAACAGAACCUGAUGCUCAACCAGCAGAACCUGAUGCUCAACCAGCAGAACCUGAUGCUCAACCAGUAGAACCUGAUGCUCAACCAGCAGAACCUGAUGCUCAACCAGCAGUCAAUUUUGAGAAUGUCUUUGCAGCUUUUGUUUCUGGAAUAGUAGUUGGCAUUUAUAUUGAAAGAGUCCGCAAUGCUAGAGCUGGUUAUGUCACUGCUAUAGCUGAUGCUAGCAAUUCUAUAACAUAUGUAUGCAAUGCUCUAGCAGGUGUUGGCACUGCUGUUGCUCGUGUUGGCAUUGCUGUGGCAGGUGUUCACAAUGCUAAUGCUUAUGUCGGAAAUGUACCUUUUGUUGGCACUGCUAUAGCAAGAGUUGCAAAUGCUAUAGCUGAUGCCAGCAAUUCUAUAGCAGAUUUAUGCAAUGAUUUUGCUGCAGUUGGCAAUGAUGGAGCAGCUGAUAUCUAGAAACUUAAACAAUGCUUUUUGGAAAGAUGUUGUAAAGUGUAACAUUGAUUGUUAGCUCACCGUUGUCCCUCCACAUUUGUUCUUCAACACUCUAGUGGUCACAUUUUACCUCAAUCAUCAUCAAACUUUGUCAGGAUGCUUGUCUAGGUAAUUGCUCGGAUGAGUUAUAAACAUGGGUCAUCCCGGAUAAAGACUAGAGCACAGGACAUAAAAAUAGAAAAAUCUUGUUAACACUCUAGUGGCUACUGUUAUUAUCCAAAUAUCCUGGAAAUUGGUCUACAUUUGUUUUGAUUAUUUCUAGGUCAAGUUUGAAUAUAGUCAAGUCUUGGGUUUUUUUCUGUAUAAGGGUAGGUUGGGGAUUAUUUUUUAGCUUCUUUCUGCAGAUUCAUUUUUUUAAAAUGCUUGUUACUUGAAAAUUAUACAUUUGAAAUAUGUAUUACAUCUUUAUACCUAAGCUUUACCUUGCUGUACUUGGAAGUGAAUAUCAUUUGCCACCGUUAGCUGUAGAGAUGCCAGUCUGUACAUUUGGCAGUCUGACCAGGCUCUAGUCUAUAAUGUUGGCUUACUAACUUGAAAUUUUAUCAUGCUAUCCUUUAAAUUGAUAAUAGACUUUUCCAAAUUCAAAGCAAGGCAAAUCCAUUAGACAAAUUCAGUAGGGUAAGGAUCAUUUGGGUGACAUUAUUCAGUGUCUGGGACAUUUCGUACUGUAUUGAUUGCUUUAAUAUUUGAUAGUCCUUAGAUGAAUCAAAUCUAAACAGUCCGGCAAAUAAUCUAAAAUCAAAUAAAUCAAAUAAAAUCAAAUGUUUUUGGGAUACAUUUGAGCAUGUGUAUUGUGUUUUCAUGAAAUGAUCUUUCGUUUUGGUUUAGUAAAUCUUUGGGAAACACGAAGUUUUUACAAAGGCAAGAAGGCUAGAAAUUUUUUACUAAGUAUUAUUGAAGAUAAAUAACUUAUUGAUCCUUUAAGAGAGUUACAUGGCGCUAUAAAAAAUAUACAUGGAGACGCACCAACCCAAUACAGCAAGGUAGAUUAGAUUUUUUUCUGAUAACAAAUAAUUUAUAUCAGUUUGUACGUAAAUGUGACAUUGAUGCUAGUUAUAGAUCUGAUCAUUCAAUGAUAUAUUUGGAGUUUUGUUUUGUUCCUGUUAGUCAUGGAAAAGGUUUAUGGAAAUGUAAUAAUGCUCUUUUACAUGACAUUGAAUUCCUUGAUAUCCUUAAUAAGAAAAUAGAUGAAAUAAAAUUGCAAUAUUGUUUACUUGUAUGUAAUAUAGAUUAUGUUUUGGAUAUUGCUUUGAAUUUGUAACAUACGUUUACUGAAAUUUUGGGUUUAAAGAUAAAUUUUGACAAAACAAACGUUAUUUGGAUAGGUUCUCUUAAAUAUAGUACUAGAUCAAUUAAGACAAGGUGGAAACUAACAUGGGUUGACACACAGUUUAAAAUUAAGGAUAAACUUUUGAUGUUAUUUUAGAAAAAAUUAUUGAUCUGAAUUUUGAUGAAAAGCAGCAGAAAGUAAAAAAAUGGUAUUAGUCAUUGGGAAAUAAAGGGAAUUAACUCCACUAGGAAAAAUCACUGUUGUUUAGUCAAUAUUGCUUUCUUUUUUUAAUCAUUGUUUUACAAGCCUACC